Molecule: messenger RNA, 2070 nt
Organism: Poecile atricapillus (Black-capped chickadee)
Lineage: Eukaryota; Metazoa; Chordata; Aves; Passeriformes; Paridae
Gene: EFHB
Product: EF-hand domain family member B
Exons: 14
Coding region: 1-2070 (689 amino acids)
Molecular function (GO): calcium ion binding
Source: RefSeq, a predicted model, not a curated record
AUGGCGGAGCAGCCACGGCCCUGCCCCGAAGAGACGGCCCCCGACGGGGCUCCGGAGAUGCCGAACGUGAGUGCCUUCGCCGAAAAGGUCCCGCCGGUACCGCGGAGCUGUACCCCGCUAGUCUGUGCCUUUCCAGGGCGGAGUCCCGCCGAGGGAAGGGGCUGGAAGAAGGACAGUGUGUGGCGGGGAAGGCGCAGCUCCCUCACUGCGAGUCCCCUCUCUCCCAGAAAUGGGCGCGGCUUCUUCCCAUCCCCAUCAGAACGGGGACAGUUGGACAAGAUCCCGUCCGCUGGAAGGUUGCGUCCUGCGGGAAACACGGUUGCGAGUUGUCUCAAAGAGGUGGUACCCAGGCCUGUUACUCCGACUGUUGUACGAAAGUUUCGAAAUACAACAGAUCCAGCUCCUGGUGUUAAAGUAAUAUUCUAUGGUGCAGCAGAUGAUCCUGAUGUUGCAACUCACUUGACACAUGGCAUAAAGUCAAGCUCCAAACUCACUGUAGCUUCAUUGAUAAGUCCAGUUGCUAAGAGUGAAUUUCAAGAAAAGAUGCAAGACAUGAAAGAAGCAAUUUACUCCAGUAAACGUGAAGCACCUUUGGGUAGAUCACAUGAUCAAUCUUCUAAGUUACCUGAGGGCUUGGAUAUAAUCAAUACUACAUUUGGAAUAAAAGUCUUCAAAGAUUUAACAGCUGGAGAGCUUGUAAAUCCACCAAAAACUUUUGAGGAAGUGGAUAAAGAAGCGAGAGAAGGACAUAAUUUGUACAUUCUGUCACAUGAGGAUUAUUAUGCGGGGGAACCAAUCAAUAGGAAGUAUAACUCACACUUCGACAAGUCUUUAGUUUAUGGAAUGGAAACCCCUCACUAUGAAGAUGGGCGAAAUACAGCCAAGACCUUAAACUGGGUCUUGGACCUGGAAUCGAAGAGAGCACCACACCUUGUGUCAAAAAGAAGUGAUGAUUUCAAGGAAAAAUUCCAGCCUCUGGUUGGAAAAACUUUUGAUCCUAUAGCAGAAACUAUGAAUGUUCCCCCGGACCAUACAUUUGGAUUGAUGAUCCCUCCAGAUGAAUAUGAUGUUCAUGAUCUUCUUCAUGUCCGGGUUCCACGUGAGUUCCUACGUGGGAAGGGCAGAGAAAGAGUUAUCUUGAUUGCAGUUCGGCAAAGUCUGAAAAAAGCUAACUAUGAGAAUUUUGAUGUGUUACUAGAAGCAUUAAGACAUUUUGAUAAGAAUGGUGCUGGAAUCAUACACAAGGACAACCUACGAAGGAUCUUUUUUCAGCUGAAUGUGAAUCUAGAUGAUGAGCUCCUGGAUUCCUUAUUUGACUGCUGUGAUUUGGAUAAGGAUGGUCUGAUUAAUUACCAGGACUUUGCGAACUUUCUGAACUGGAAAGAUAAAAUGGGUGUUAAAGAGUUUGAAGAAAAAAUAAUUACAAAAGGGAAAAAAUUAGAUGCCUGUCUUCACAAAGACACAAAGAAAGAGGAUGAACCACUACCAGAACAGGAAGAUCUCAAGUUAAAAGAAUCAGGAAGCUCAGAAAAAAUGCCAAAACCACUUAGAAGAUCAACAGACCGUGUAUAUACAAAUUAUCAAACAACAUCUUCUCAGUAUAAUGCUGUUGUAGGUGGUAUCCCAACAUCCUGUUAUCCAUUGUGUGGUGUUCCAACUGUUCGUUCAGAUAUUCCUGCUCCUCGAAUUCGCCGCCUCAGUGACACAACUAAUUAUGGUGACCAGGGCAAUGGUUUUACAAUAUUGUUCCCUUCUGUCUUCAGUCAAAAGGGAGUGUAUGAAAAGGAUCUUUUAAAAAAGAGACCAAAAGCAGAGGUGCAAGUGGUGGAAAUGCUGCUUGAUGAAGGCAACUUCUUUCCUGCUGUGAAUGAAUGUUCUGCACUUGUUGCUGCCUUGCCUCCCCAUCCUUCUGGAACUCUCUGCAUGCACUCAGAAAUGUGCAGGAAGCUGACUGACUGUCCCAAGUGGAAUCAUGACAGAAAGAUAAAUGGCCUAGAUAUAGAUGAAAAUGGCAAAACUAAGACUUCAUCUGAAAGAAAAGAGAACCUGAGUACUACUGACAGGUUUUAG